This is a messenger RNA of Trachymyrmex septentrionalis, 688 nucleotides long. Its product is annotated as proteasome assembly chaperone 4-like. NCBI's taxonomy places the organism in Eukaryota, Metazoa, Arthropoda, Insecta, Hymenoptera, Formicidae. The transcript is spliced from 3 exons. Bases 275 to 676 code for a protein of 133 amino acids. The record is from RefSeq and is a predicted model, not a curated record. Gene Ontology annotation, biological process: proteasome assembly.
UCUUGUCACCUUUCAUCACUGGCGGUCCGCUUGGAAUAUUUCUAACCUAAGUGAAGACUGGGAGAUGCGAACAAUCUUUUUAGAGUGGUUUUUUUUCUAGGUCUAGGCUACAAUUUCUAGGCAGUUAGGCCUCAAAGGGGCUGAGCAUAUUUUCUGCCAGAUUCUUUCGUUUUACAAAAAUGCAUUGAAUGAGCAUAAUUUCAGUGAAAUUGAGGAGUGUCUUCUGGAUAAUUACCUAUUCUGUAAGAGAGAGGGAACCAAAGUAUAUGUAUAAAUGAUGGCAAAUACAGCAGAGAAAAAAUCUGAAAUAGAAUUACUACCAUGCAGCUUCAAAUUUCAUAAUUUUGUUGCCAAAGUCGGUGAUACUAAUAUUAAUUGCCAAAUAAUAAGGAUGGAAGAUUCUUUGUAUCUGUGGAUUGGAGAUUCCAAUAAUGGCAGUAUGGAAGACUUGUCUUUUGCUCUUACAUCAAGUUUCGAGAAACAACCUAUUGCAACCAAAAUCAUGGGUUCUAUAGCAAAUGCUACAUCCACAAAUAUGGCUAAGAGAUUAAGCAUGAAGUUUGGAAAAGCAAUAUAUAUUAGUUUUAAUAUAACUCCAAAUAAUAUAAUAUUACCAGGAAUUGAAAAAAGAAUUCAAGAAGAGUUCAAGACACAUACAGAUCUAUUGAGUUUUUGACUUCGAUUGAUA